This is a messenger RNA of Sphaeroforma arctica JP610, 3837 nucleotides long. RefSeq lists its product as hypothetical. Lineage: Eukaryota; Ichthyosporea; Ichthyophonida. The transcript has 16 exons. The coding region runs from base 1 to 3837 and encodes 1278 amino acids. The record is from RefSeq and is a predicted model, not a curated record.
AUGUUAAUUGCAACACCACUGCUACUUUCCGAGGCCACCGCUGGGUCAGAAGCACUGGUAGUCACCGGCGCUAAAAUCUCAUAUGACAAAUUAGUGUCGUUCCGGGUAUAUCAGCAUGCCGACUACGCAUCGGUGUCGGUGUGUGCCGUUGCAUCGGUACUCACCCCCACAUAUGCGCGUGAUACGGAUAUAUUCAAUGAUUAUAAUGAGAAGAAAGUGACGUAUACCGUAGAGGGAUACGUGUUGGGAGGUGAUCUUCUCAAGACAGACAUUGGAUUUGUAUUGCUGACGGUGUGUGUGUGUGCGAAUUCAAAGGGCAAUAUAGAGCUGGUGAUGCGGCUUAAGCGAGUCUCGAUCGAGAACGACGGGGCAGUCUCUGCGGAUGACAUACCUACCCUCACGGCCAUGCGCCACACGUGUCCGUCCUCCACAGACAACUGUGUGGUAGCCAUAGUCUCUGCGUCUACCUACGUUGUAGGUACCGCUGACGGCUGCGUAUAUCUGUACACCCGCGAUAGUCAGACACCUAAGUCUCUGCCGUGUGCAUCCUUGUACAAGAGCUUCUUUGGAUCCUUCGUCCACUCCAAACACACCUCAACGCCCACGUAUCUCAUCUAUGCUUCAUAUCUGCGCGUCACCCCUUCAAACCUCCACCACGCACAUGGUAGCCCUUUCCCAUUGCCACUCAUCUGCUGCUCAUGCUUUGUCCUUACAAUUGCACCUGUCCUGGUCCUAGCGUCCGGGGGCGGGGUGCAGCAGUUAGCCACGUGCACACUCAGCACCGGCCAGGCUCUCGUCGCAGGCGUCACCGCUGACAGCCGUCUCAUGGCAUGGAACCCCCACCACACACACACGUGCACGGACACGCGUGUCUAUACACUGUGUGUGGAUGAAGCUUUGUCGCACGCGGACGUGGUGCAAGGAGUGGUGGCGCUGGCUGGGGCGGGGGAAGCGGCGUUUGCGCGGUUUACGAUCGAGCUCUCGGCCAAUCAGAGUGCGGCAAAAGUGAAGUUCGAAGAUCUGAUUGGUGCGCCGGAUGUGGGGCAACAGGGGCUGGUGAGCAUCAAGUCAUGCAAUGGCGAAGUGUGGGCGCUCUUCGACGACGGCGGCGUGAGCCGCUACACAGACGAAUGGACGUCUGUGGUAGGUACCACAGCUGAGGCCAGCGCUUCAUACAGACCCUAUCAUACGCAGCCAACCAGCACACAGACAUCCCCACUGCCACACCCACACGAACUGUACCAGAGCCAUGUGUUUCAGCCGUACAGAUACCACGUCAUGGAGUUGGCUCUGGCGGUGAAGGCGUAUGUGGAAAGGUACACCCCGCAGACAAUUGUGAGUGUCGAUGAAAUAGUCUACUGCUCCACGCCUUGUGAGGUGCGGGAUCUGAUCUGUGCGGCUGUGGCGGAGCAUAUGCAACACCUGCAGCAAAGCGGUGACUACAACGCACACACACACACACACGAGAUGCACGCACAGGGAACGUAUGACCUCGAUGUGCAGGCCUGGGAUGACUUCAUGGCUGAAUUGGAUGUGGUCGUUGACAACAACCGGGUUGUAUCGAUCACGGCACAGCCGGAGGGCAUCUUGUUGAUCAAAGACUUCUCACUGUGUGUGGUACGCGACAGCGCCUCGGCCAAUCAAAUCACUCAGAUGUCAAAACAGACACCCCGUCUGGUCUCCGAGAUCUACUCCGACGCAGCAUUGCUGGCUUUUGAUUGGUCGGCUGUGAGUGUCAAGGCUAACACGGAGAGCCAAUUGGUGGUGGUAAGCGACAACUUCAGCGCUCAGAGAGAUGACAAGGCUCUGUCUCAACGUGUCAAUGCGGUGUGUGAAAGUGCGAUCUACUUGCUAGAGGACGCCCUCAAUCACAUCACCUCAGUCACUCAACGGCUGAGCACACCGCCCCAGGCGCAUGCAGAGAACAAGGUGACCAGCUUCGCUCUGCAAGUCACCGCAGCCGCCGUGGCGCAGGAGGCGUUGUUGCAUUACACGCAAGUGCGUGAUGUGUAUCUGCUGUGCACGUGGCUGGUAGCGCAGGUAGCCCUAAGCCGGAGAGAGAAGCUGCGCCUGCGCCUGCACGUGUUACCUACCCUGGCCGAGAGUGUGUGCUCUAUGGGCGCCGUGGUGUGGCUGACCCGCCAGAGACCGACGGGCAGAUACGAGAAUGCUAGCAGCGUGUUGGAGGGCUACGCCAGUCUACAAACGAAGCAUCUCUCCAUGCACGGAGUGACGCCCUUGGGCAUUACAGCCGCAGCACACACCCUCCUGUCACUGCUAGUGCAGAACACGGGACUACCGCACGCACACCCCGUCACACGCACACACACAGACGGCGAUACAUCCACACACACGCCGACUCACGCGGCUAGGGAUAAGGCUGAGACAGAUACACACACACACACACACACACGCCCCCCUAUGGACAUGCUAAGCUUCUUGGUGUACUCUGAGCAGUUGAGUCUGUUGCCGAGUGCAGCUUCACCGUCUGGACAAACAACUGCAGCCGUAUAUGCACUGGGGCGAUGGGCCGUACAAUGCAGCGACAGCGCAAAGACAGACACCCUGCUGCUGUUGGCUGCGGGGUGGGUCAGGGAAGAGAUUGGCGCCGGCGACACCCACGAGCAAAGUAUACGCAAUCUCUUGCAGUCCCUUCCUCUACAGAUGUUCGGUACAAACGACGCCAUCCACGCCAACGCACAAGAGGAGUACCUGACUGCGCUGGUGGCUGCGUUUCCCCAUAUGAACACAGAGGCCACGUGUGUGUUGCUUACGCUGUUGCUGUCGGAUGUCACGCCAGCCACUGGGCCAGUAUCCGUACCGCAGGAUAUGCAUGCACGCACAAACACACAUGCGCAUGUGCAGGGAGAGAGGGUGUUUGAGAUGAGUGAUGGGGAUAGGGACGUCAGUGAGUUGCCGCGUGAGCUGUACCGAGAGCUCUACCGCAAGUGGGUGGUGGUGGCGUUGGAAAGGAAGAAGUACGAGACCGCGUUCGAGGCGCUGUGUGGCCUGUACGCCGACCCCACAGAGAUCAAGGACUACAUGCGACUGUUUGUAGAGGUACUGUGGCAGGACUCCCAGUACACGCUACUCAAGAGCUUCUCACGCGCAACCAACUCACCCCAGCAGCCGCAGUGGACAAUUAUCCAGGAGCUGCUGCACAAGGCCCACAGCCUGCCCGUGAACGGGCGUGAUGCUGAGGGUAUUCGCUGUUUCCAGUUGGUGUAUGAGUUGCUUGUAACCUCAGCAGACUAUGCACAGGCUGCCAGGCAGAUGGUGGUGCUCGAUACGAUGCUGCGGCGCGAGCUUUUAUACUCCGAACGACAGGACGAGAUUAUGCAUUUGAGAUGUGAAGCUUUGGCGCAGUCCAUCGCAGCCAUGCACGCCCUUCCGCCCAGCCGUCAGUGUGUGAGUCUUGUCUCCGUCUGCGCCAAUGAAAGCUUUGGCUUAGGCAUGCUACCUACACCCAACGCUCCCUAUGUCAUUGCCUACGACCAUUUGGGCCAUACACCACGCAGCAUCCGGGAAGAAUCGCCUAAGCGCGAUGCAGAGGGGCAAUUAAUAGGGCCUAAUGGUGCGAGUGUCCCCAGGAGCCAAGGCGGUGGUGGGGGUGGUCUGGUUGGUUUGCCGAUGCUGAAAACACAGUAUGUGCUUACACAAGCACAUCGUAGUCUGUUGGACUGUCGACUGCCUGUGGCGUAUGUGAGUGCGUUGGGAGUGGCAGAGACCAUCACACAGCUCACACUCCAUGCGCACUUCGAUCUGGCUGUCAAUCUGGGCUUGGUAGCUUUGGCUGGGACUACAGAUGCUGUUGCUAGUCUGGUCGAUAGCCAAUGA